This is a messenger RNA of Sarcophilus harrisii (Tasmanian devil), 7978 nucleotides long. It is a transcript of the gene GALNT9, whose product is annotated as polypeptide N-acetylgalactosaminyltransferase 9. The record is from RefSeq and is a predicted model, not a curated record. NCBI's taxonomy places the organism in Eukaryota, Metazoa, Chordata, Mammalia, Dasyuromorphia, Dasyuridae. The transcript is spliced from 11 exons. The coding region runs from base 671 to 2485 and encodes 604 amino acids. Gene Ontology annotation, cellular component: Golgi apparatus.
UCCUAGGCUGCCGCGUCACUCCGCACCGGCGCUGUGGCUGUGGGGCGGGCUGGAGCCGGCAGAGGCUGCGAGCGCGCGGAGCCCGCCAGCCCGCCGCCUCGCCCUCGCUAGUCUUCCUCCUCAGUCCCUUCGCCUCUGAACCUGGCUCUGGCCAGCCCAGCCCCGGAGGCUCCCGCAGCACCCUAGUGUCCCCGCGCCCAGCCCGCCCCGCUCCCAAAGCCUCAGCUCCGCACGUCCUCGUCUCCCUGGGGCUAGGCUGAGCCCCUCCGGAGGAUGCCGGCUGCACUCCGUGCUGCGCCCUGCGCCCUGAGCUCGGGGCUGGGCAGCAGCGGCUCGGCGGGCGGGCGGCUGUAGCUGCGCAGCCCCCGGGCCGUGGGCCAGAGGCGGUGGCCGGGGCCGCAGGUGUGACUGGGCCAGCGGGAGGAACGUAGAGUGGUGCUGAAGGGGACAGCUCCCACCGGCUGCCCUCCCCGAGCUCGGCACUCCGCCCUUCCCUGCCCCGCCCCUCCCCGUCCAGGGUCCGGCCGCCGACAGCGGGCACAGCGGGCGCAGCGCGGGCUCCGGCGCCAGCCCAUGGUGCCCGCGGUGGCUGGCCGCGCAGAACCCGCGGCGGCCGGCGGCCAGGCGGGGAUGCCCCGCGGGUGAAGCAGCCCCCGCCCCAGCCGCGUUCAUGGCGGUGGCCAGGAAGAUCAAAACUUUGCUGACGGUGAACAUCCUGGUGUUCGUGGGUAUCAUCCUCUUCUCCGUCUACUGCCGGCUGCAGGACCGCUCCCAGGAGCUGGUGCAGAUCGUGCGUAGCGCCGACCGCCGGGUGCGCAGCCGGCACGCCAGGGCCGGGGUGAUCCUGGACCGGGAGGCCAUCCUGCAACGGCUCGACCACCUGGAGGAGGUGGUCUACAACCAGCUCAAUGGUCUAGCCAAACCCAUGGGUCUGGUGGAAGGGCCAGGAGGACUUGGCCAGGGUGGCAUGGCAGCCACACUCCGAGAUGACAGCCAUGAAUCUGAAACCAAAUAUGAAGAGUAUGGUUACAAUGCCCAGCUGAGCGACCGGAUCUCCCUCGACAGGAGCAUCCCAGACUAUAGACCCAAAAAGUGCAAACACAUGAUGUAUUCUGAGGACCUGCCCCAGAUCUCUGUGGUCUUCAUUUUUGUCAAUGAAGCUCUAUCGGUGAUUCUUCGUUCAGUUCACAGUGUUGUCAACCAUACCCCAUCUCACCUGCUCAAAGAGAUCAUCCUGGUGGAUGACAACAGUGAUAAUGUGGAGCUGAAAUUUAAUCUGGACCAGUAUGUAAAUAAGAGGUACCCAGGGCUGGUGAAAAUAGUUCGCAAUACCAAGAGGGAAGGGCUCAUCCGAGCUCGGAUCCAGGGCUGGAAAGCAGCAACCUCUCCGAUCGUGGGUUUCUUUGAUGCUCAUGUGGAAUUCAACACUGGCUGGGCAGAGCCAGCCCUAACCCGAAUCAAAGAGGACCGAAGGAGAAUAAUCUUGCCCGCCAUUGACAACAUCAAGUACAAUACCUUUGAGGUACAGCAAUACGCCAAUGCUGCCCAUGGCUACAACUGGGGCCUCUGGUGCAUGUAUAUCAUCCCACCGCAGGACUGGCUGGACCGAGGGGAUGAGUCCGCACCCAUCCGGACUCCAGCCAUGAUUGGCUGCUCAUUUGUGGUGGACCGGGAGUAUUUCGGGGACAUCGGUCUGCUUGACCCGGGCAUGGAGGUGUACGGUGGGGAAAACAUCGAGUUAGGAAUGAGGGUCUGGCAGUGUGGGGGCAGCAUGGAGGUACUGCCCUGUUCCCGUGUGGCCCAUAUCGAGCGCACAAAGAAACCCUACAAUAACGACAUUGAUUACUAUGCAAAGCGAAAUGCCCUGAGAGCCGCCGAGGUAUGGAUGGACGACUUCAAGUCUCACGUGUACAUGGCCUGGAACAUCCCCAUGACGAACCCAGGAGUGGACUUUGGGGAUGUGUCCGAGCGCCUUGCUUUGCGUCAAAGGCUCCAGUGUCGCAGUUUCAAGUGGUACCUGGAGAACGUGUACCCUGAGAUGAGGAUUUAUAACAAUACCAUCACCUAUGGAGAGGUGAGAAACAGCAAAGCCAGUGGCUACUGCUUGGACCAGGGAGCAGAAGAUGAUGAUAGAGCAAUCCUAUACCCUUGCCAUGGAAUGUCCUCACAGCUGGUACGCUAUAGCGCUGAGGGACUGCUCCAGCUGGGCCCUCUUGGUUCCACUGCCUUCCUGCCAGACUCCAAGUGUCUCAUUGAUGAUGGGAAAGGUCGAACACCUACCUUGAAGAAAUGUGAAGAUGUGUCCCGUCCUGCCCAGAGACUCUGGGAUUUCACUCAGAAUGGCCCCAUUGUGAGCAGAGACACAGGACGCUGUCUGGAAGUGGAAAUGUCAAAAGAGGCUAACUUUGGUCUCCGACUGGUGGUGCAGAGGUGCUCGGGACAAAAAUGGAUGAUUAGAAACUGGAUUAAACAUGGGCGACACUGAUGGGGACUCCUCUCAUCCUCCUCGUGAGAGGAUACCCUCCUCGCUCCUCUUCUUCCCAGACCUGGUGGUGGGAAAAACUAUGGGAAGGAGACAAGGGUGACUUAAGGAUUAGAGCACCAAGCCUGGCCCCACAGCUCUCCUUCCAUGGACACCAAGAAGGAAGAGGCUGUCUCAUUCACUAUCUCUGGCCUAAGAUGAGACCAGCCAUUGGGCUUCCUGGCAGCGACGCUCCUGCAGAGCAAUGGAAAACCCUUUUGCCCCUGUGUGGAGUCCAAAGGGAACCGUAUCGAAAGAACUCUCUUUGGACAGAUGAUUUCUCAGCUUUAAAUUACUGGAUUGGUGCACAACUCCUCUGAUAAAGAAUCAUGUGCCUUUUCUACUCUGUUUCCUAUUUGAGCCACCUAGGACAGCUCCCCGCACUGGGAGGCAGCCACAUCUUCAGCAUGUAUGGACUUCUUGUGUUAAUGCCCCAACAUGUAAAUAAAUCCACUGUAAAAUUUACACCCUGCUCCACCUCGAGGGUAAGCUGCCAGGGAGUCUGCUUGGGAUCCAGAGCCCACAUCCCAGAGUGCAGAUCCCCAGGGAUAUGGCGUCUGUGGGCCUUCCUCUGCUCUCCUGGGCCCCCAGGAAUCCAGCCAGUUGCUGGCUGACUUGGCCAAUUUCUUCUCGCUCUUUGGAUUUCUUGAGUCACAAGGCACAGAGAAACAGGCUCUGCUUCUAAGAGAUGAAUGAAGCGAUUGAUCUGUGUCCAGGACCCACACAUACACACACAUACGUACACACAUUUAUUCUGACCAGAAGAAGCAGGGAGGAGAUGGCCGGUCACCAGCUGCCCUGGCCUUUCUUGAGUCUGAGGCCAGGAAGCCAUUGGCCAGUGACUAUAUACAAGGAGCUCAUGUUUUGUGAAAUUGUUCUGCCAUUUCUUCACCCACCAGCGACACUGGUACCCUCCCAGACAUGGGCACUGCAGGCAGCAGCCCUGACCAGGAGGAAGAACACUUUGGGUGUGGCAGACAUGGAAAGAUUUCCUCCAGAGGUUUCCAUGGUGUCCGAAUUCCCAGAACAGACAAUGGACACUGGUUACUCAAAGCUGAUUUUUUUUGCAUCAAAUUAAAAGACAACAUUUGACCAUCAUUGUGGGGGGGAACCUUCAUUUAAUGUCAGUCUGCCUGCGGCACGUUGUGGGGAGGAGAGGGUGGGAGAAGAGUCUGCCUUUGGAGAGAUAACAAUUUGAGGCAGAUCAGGACAAGGUGAGCAAACACUCAGUGAAUCUACACUAAACUCAAACAGAGUUUUAGUGAGCAUGUCAACCUAUCUACAAGCAUUUCUUAAACAUCCACUGUUCACCAGGUACUGAGCUAAGCACUGAGGGUACAAAGAAAGCCCAACCUCCCAAAAAAUCCCUAGAAACGCUGAAAAUCCAAAAAGAUUUUUUUAGACAAGAGAGAACAAAGGGAGUUGAUCUGGGGUGGGGGGAUGAAGGGGGAGAAUUUCAAGAUGUCUCUUCAGCAGGCUACCUUUGUUUCAUUAAGGUUUUUCUGAUCUCAUUUUUAAGGCAAAGAGAAUUGAUGAAUAUCUGGCAAAUAGAGUGGUCAAAUUUUACCAGAGAAUUCUGUGAUGGCCUUCCAUGCUUAGCCAAUCAGGGACAGGAAGCAUCUCUCCUAAUGAGAAAGAAGUCACUGCAUUAGUCAUAUCAAACACCGGAGGGAGUGAAUCAUUUGGGAGACUCUCAUGGAAGUGGUUUGUCUGGAAGGGAAGAGGAGCAGGACAUUUUCUUGGGUGACUUACAGGAUAUCUGAAGUAAGAAGGAAUCCUAUUUAUUGGAACAUGGACAAGUCACCUACCCUGCCUGAGUUUUUUUUUCUUCAUAUAUAAAACGGAAAUAACAAUAUUUAUAGACAAGUUAAGACGACCACUAUUUAUUAAGUACUUACUGCCAGACAGUAUGCUAAACACCAGGGAUGCAAAGAGAGGCAAAAACAGCCUAUGCCUUCAAAGACUUCACAGCCUAAUGGAGGGAUGAAAUGCACACAGCUGUAUGCAAAUAAUAUAGAGAUCAUAAAUUGGAGAGAAUCUUAGACUCAAAGCACUAGCAUUGAGGUGAUGCUGCAGGGGCUUUAGCUGGGACUAGAAAGAAACUAGGGACUUUAAGAGGCAGGAGUGAGGAAGAAACAUAUUCCAAGCAAAGGGAGUAGGUUGAGGAGCAAGGAAAAGUCAACAUUAAAUGUUCAGAGUCAGAAGAUAGAGCACCUUGUGUAAAAAACAGCUGGUGACAACCAGAUGAGAGAGAGAGAGAGAGAGAGAGAGAGAGAGAGAGAGAGAGAGGUUGGGGGGGGUGUUUAAAAGGCAGAGGCAAACAAGUUAUGAAGGUCUUUGACUGCCAAAUGGAGGGGUUUAUAUUUGAUCCUGAAGGUGAUAGGGAGCCACUGGAGUUAAUUGAAUGGAGGAGAGAAGUACUGGGGAAGGAGUGACAUGAUCAGACAUCAUUCUAAGAUUGCUGUGAACAACAAAUGAGAUAACCUACAUAAGUCACUUUUUGCAAACCUUAAAGGAGGUGUAUAAACAUCAGAGGCAGCCUGGCAGAGUAUAUAGAAAGCUUGGGUAUUAGGAAUUAGGAAAACUUGGGUAAAAGCAUUGCCUCUGAUCCAUACAGGUUGUGUGACCCUUGGCAAGUUACUUAUCCUCUCAAUAUCUCCAAGAAACUCUAAUCCUAAAAUUUAGAGAUAAUUCAGACAUGCAUUGGUUCAAAAGAGUCCAGGUGCUAGUGAAAUCACAAAUCCAGUCAGAAUAUUAUUAUUAAUUAGUCUAAUCCCCACCUCCCCUUUAGAAAUUGGGAAACUGAAGGCAAAGGAGAAUUGUAGAAUCAUUUAUUCUAUGAGAAAUAUCAUGAGAAGUAGCGUGGUAUAAUAAAGAGUGUCUUCAUGCUGCUAGGAUGGAGACACUGGGUCCAAAGCCAGUCUUGAAUAUUAACUGUGUGACUCUAAGUACGUCCCUUCACCUAAGCCUCAGCUUUCUUGUCUAUAAAAUGGGAAUAUAAUGAUAACACCUAUUUCUUAGGGUUGUUGUAAGAAUCAAAUGAGAUGAGGCACGUGAAGGGCUCAAUCAACCCAAGAGCAUGAUAUUCAUGUGAGUUAGAUGAGCUAGAUAUUUGGAGCUAGAUGGGAUGUCAGAUACCACUAGUCCUAUGGUUUCCAAUCUUUUUUUUUGUCCUUUCAACAACAACUAACAAAUGUUGUAAACCACUCAUUCAAUCUGUUACUCUUCAUACUCUUCAAUUAUUUAUUUAGAAGUUUGUUUUUUUAUCAUGAACACUUUAGACUAUUGACAUAACCCCUUAAGGGGUUCUCAAACCACAAAAUGGAAACCAUCAUUCAACCUUCUGAUUUAUAGAUUGGUAAACCAAAGCCCAGGGAUGUGAAAUAAGAAAACAAUAACUCCCCUUUAUGAAGGAUAAAAGACUUACAUCUAGAAUGGCAUAAGACUUAGAGAUUAUUUGGUACAACCCUCUCAUUGUACAGUUAAAGAAACUGAGGAGAAAAAGAUAAGGAACCUGCUGAGGAUUAUGGUAGUAAGUGGCAAAGAAAUGAAUUCACAGGAUUGCAUAACUAAUAUCAUGGGGCAGAAGAUGGAGUCAGGAAGGCCUGAGUUCAAAUCCAGCAUCAGACACUAGCUGUGUGACUUUGACUAAAUCACUUACCUGAAUUUUUCUUAUCCUCCCAUAACUUUGUGAAUGCAUUAACACCCUAUUAAUAGUGAUUUCAGUUCAAAGUUCAGUUCAAUAUGUCUAAAUACCUCUUAUUUGUAAGGCCUAGUGCUAAAUGCUCAAAAUGCUUUUUUAAAAAGUCACAGAGGAUCAGUUGGAAGGAGCCCAAUCUAAUACUUACCUGAAUAUGAAUUUCUUUUACAAUAUACUCAGCAAUUGAUCAUUCAGUCUUUAUUUGAAAACUCCAAUAAGGGAGGCUCCUCUCAUGACAGUCUGCCCCACUUGGGGAUAUCUCUAAUUAUUAAGAAGGGUUUUUUUUUGCAUCAAGUUGAAAUCUACUUCUCUACAUCUUUUACCCCUUGGUUCUAGCUCCACCAUCUGGGAUCAAGCAACACACUCUUUCCACUAAAAUUUUUGUCAUUUAAUAAUGUCCCACUCUUUAUCACCCAUUUGGAAUCUUCUUGGCAAAGAUUCUGGAGUUAUCUGCCAUUUCCUUCUUCAGCUCAUUUUACAGAUGAGGAAACUGAGGUAAACAGGGUUACCCAGAUUCCUCAGAUGAACAAUUUAGUCCGAAUAAUCUGAAUUCCUUACACUUGGGGGUCUAAAUAUGUAUUGUCCCAGCUCUGCCUUUUCCUUGGUCAUGUAGACCUGGAUGAGGAUGUUUCAGUGUCAGAAUGAAAAUUUUUUUUUCUGCAACUUAUAUCAAGACAGAUGUCAAAGUUGAACCAUGGGACCUUAUUUUGACUAAGGAAGAGAGAACUCUUCAAAGGUCCUCUUGAACUCGAGCUCUCACUAUAGUCUGGAGUUGGCUCCUCAGGGUCUAGGCAACUGGUCAGGGUUAUCCUAACAGAAGCCUCUUGAAUGAGGCAAGAAUAAAUUUCCAUACAUUAGUCACGUGAAAUGCAUUUCAUCUGGACUAAAAAACAUCUUUGACAAUGUCGAAAAUACCUGCAACUCAGACCAAUGUAAAAUCGGUCCAUGUCUUCCCUAUUUACGAUUCAUAAAGCCAAUUGGCAGUCAGGGUAAGGCUGGCUCGAUGGAUGUCCUCACGAGAUCUGACAGGUUGCCUGACAUCUUGGAAAUUGCUUCUCAAAAUCUUAAUAAACUUCACAUCCUGUCAGGAAGUAGAGUCCCUCCAAGCUUGAAAUGCACUGAGCAUCCUCUGAGCCUGGUCCCAAAGCCUGCCUUGAAGAAAACGUAAGGGCGGGGCACCCAAUAUGGUGCAGUUCCCUUCUCUGAUACUUUCAUGAAUAGUGCUGUGGAAGGGGAGAUGAAUUUGGAAUUGCAGAACGUGAGCUCAAAUCUCACCUCUAACAUUCAUUUCCUAUAAGUGAGCAAAUCAAUUCACUUUUCUGAGCCUCAGUUUCCUCCUUUGUAAAAAAGGAGUGAAGAGUUGAACCAAAUGGCCUUAAAAAUUACUUUGCCACUUAUCUCUUUUGUUUUUAAAUCACAUUCACUUCAAAGUUCAUUCCUUCCUACCCCUCGCCAACCCAACAAGUCAUCCCUCGUGACACAAUAAUCAGUUUGUUUUUAGUUCUUCCCAUUAUUGUCCAUAUUGUUUUCCUCAUUCUGCUUAAUUCACUUUGUGUCAGUGGAGCCUACUGCUCCUUAUCAUUGAGUUCUAUUUCUGGAGCCAAGAAGGAACUCAGAGGCUAUUGAAUCCAGUCCAUUCAUUUUACAGAUGAGGAAACUUGGGCCCAAGGCAGGGAAGUGAUAUCCCCAAGGUCAUAUAGGAAGAAUCAAACGGGAUUUGAACCCACAUCCUCUAACUCCAGAGCCAGUGCUCUUGA